CUUCUCACUAGCCCUCGCCUGCCACAAACACGCACUUACUCCAGACCUCAGGUCAGAACGAAACGGUGCCCGCACUCCCGAGGCUGAUCCAAAGAGACAAUGGCAACUCUCAAGGGGCCAGGUGCUCCUCAGAAACACGAUGGCUCCGGCCUGCGAAUUGCAAUAGUCCACGCCCGCUGGAACACCACCAUAAUCGAAGCCCUAGUCAGCGGUGCAAAGAAGGCCAUGCUAGCCCAGGGAGUGAAAGAGGAGAACAUCGUCAUUGAAUCAGUCCCCGGAUCGUACGAGCUCCCCCUUGCGGUCCAACGAGUCUAUGCGGCCUCUCAAAUACAGAGCACGGCGAGCGCAGUCGCAGGUGGCAUGGGUAGUCUGGCGAGCGGGAUUGGAGAUCUCCUGGGAGGAAGUAACUCGACAACAGACCUGCAGGGAAGUCUCCAGCCAGGCCCGCCAGAACCAGAGAAGAAAGACGUGAAAGGACUGAAGCAUACCUUCGACGCCAUAAUAGCCAUUGGGGUGCUCAUCAAAGGCGAGACCAUGCACUUCGAAUACAUCGCCGACGCUGUGACUCACGGCCUGAUGAGAGUCCAAUUGGACACUGGUGUGCCGGUGAUCUUUGGUCUUCUUACAGUCCUGAACGAGGGCCAGGGUCUAGCACGAGCUGGUCUUGAAGGAGGUACAGGCAAGGAGGCUAAAGGACAUAACCAUGGAGAGGACUGGGGCAACGCAGCGGUCGAACUUGGAGUGAAGAGGAAGGGAUGGGGAGAAGGCAAGAUUGCCGGAACGUGAUCCACGUAGCAUUGCCUACCUGCUUGUGGUGGUCUUCUGGAGUAUCACAAGCCUGGAGGUCUCUCUGGUGUUUAGCCUUGAUAUGCGAGAGACGAAAAAAGCCCACAAAACUAGAUAUCGCGUCGACGGUUGGUCCCAGCCUCUUUUUUUCAACUAGAAGCCCCAUCGCCCGUCUCCAACGCCGGUAAUGCUACAGUGCUGGAAAGGCGAAAUCAAUCAUUCCUGCAUG
Cladophialophora immunda is the source of this 1015-nucleotide messenger RNA. Its product is annotated as 6,7-dimethyl-8-ribityllumazine synthase. The transcript has a single exon. Gene Ontology annotation, biological process: riboflavin biosynthetic process. Bases 100 to 786 code for a protein of 228 amino acids. Gene Ontology annotation, cellular component: riboflavin synthase complex; mitochondrial intermembrane space; intracellular anatomical structure. Lineage: Eukaryota; Fungi; Ascomycota; Eurotiomycetes; Chaetothyriales; Herpotrichiellaceae. The record is from RefSeq and is a predicted model, not a curated record. Gene Ontology annotation, molecular function: 6,7-dimethyl-8-ribityllumazine synthase activity.